Molecule: messenger RNA, 861 nt
Organism: Trametes versicolor FP-101664 SS1
Lineage: Eukaryota; Fungi; Basidiomycota; Agaricomycetes; Polyporales; Polyporaceae
Product: NAD-P-binding protein
Exons: 4
Coding region: 1-861 (286 amino acids)
Cellular component (GO): endoplasmic reticulum
Source: RefSeq, a predicted model, not a curated record
AUGGCCGACGCACCCAAGGUAGUACUCGUUACCGGUUGUUCUGAAGGAGGCAUAGGAUUUUGGCUAUGCAAAGAGUACGCGGCCAAAGGCUGCAAAGUCUAUGCCACCGCCCGGAGGACAGAAGCCAUGGCCAGCCUGGUCCACCCAAACAUCGAACGUCUUCGUAUGGACGUGACCGAUGAAGCAAGUAUCAAGGCCGCGGUGAACAAGAUCAUCGAGAAGGAUGGGCGCAUCGAUAUCCUCGUUAACAACGCCGGCAUGACAUGCUCAGGUCCUAUCGCUGAGGUCGACGUGGAACGCAUCAAGCAGACCUUCGACACAAAUGUCUUUGGGAUCAUCCGAACCGCCAAGGCAGUCAUCCCACACAUGGCCGCGCGCAAGAGCGGCACAAUCGUCAACAUAGGCUCCGUGGUGGGCGAAAUCCCCAUUCCGUUCGCGGGAAUUUAUUCCGCCUCAAAGGCGGCGGUACACUCCGUCACGGAUGCGCUGUAUAUGGAGUGUCGGCCCCUGGGCAUCUCCGUAGUGCUCGUCAGCGCAGGCGCGGUGCGCACGAACAUCGUCACGAACAUGGGCACGCACUUCACCGUACCCGAGACCGUACUCUACGGGGACUACGCAAGCGUGAUUGCAUACGAGUUCGACCCGGAGAGAAUGGCGAAGGCGUCGGCGACUCCCCCGGAGAAGUUCGCGCGGGCGGUGGUGGGGAAGAGUCUGGCCAAGGCGCCGGCGCGGGUGGUAGCUGCUGGGCUGGGCUCGUCGAUUAUCAGUUUCUUGGGGUGGUUCCCUAGAGGCUGGGUUCUGCGCCUUUUCUGGAGUCAGUUGGUCGAGAAACAGAGGGUUGCGCUGGCGAAGUCGAAGUAA